Molecule: messenger RNA, 1608 nt
Organism: Cyphellophora attinorum
Lineage: Eukaryota; Fungi; Ascomycota; Eurotiomycetes; Chaetothyriales; Cyphellophoraceae
Exons: 1
Coding region: 1-1608 (535 amino acids)
Source: RefSeq, a predicted model, not a curated record
AUGACCACGGCCGCGGUAGAAGCGCUUUCGUUCGCGUCACUGACAGCACUCCUCUCAAACCCGCCGCAGUAUCCUCGAAACCCUACGCAUGAGGUCCGAGAGCCACUGGUGCUGUACAUUGUACGAGUGCCGGGCAGCAAAGAUGUGGUCCUGACGCCGCUGAAGCCGCCGACCAAGGCCUCGAUCAGCCUGGAUGCAAUACAAUCGAGCCUCUACUAUCUUCACGUCGAGAGUCCAGAGGAUGAAGUUGUCAAACAAUCUAUGGAAGCCGAGCAGCUGGUCACAGAUGAGAACAAGCCAACAGUGACUCCGAUCCAGCGCAAGCCUCUCCCUCCUACGAGCUUCGCCAAUUAUUUACCAUCUCAACGUCCGCCCACACCACCCAAGAGUUAUCCACACCAUCAGCCCAGUGGCCCCAAUGGUGACAAUCAGCAUGACCGAUACGCGGCCAGAGGAAGCAAUGUGCGCUUGUCAGCAGACAACACAGGUCGGCCACUCGGAGCGAGACCCAUGCCAUCACAACAGACCUCUUUCGAAGACAGUCGCCAGCACAAUGGAGUGCCAGAACGGGACACAGAUGCCACAGAUCCGCUCAAGCUGGAGAUUCCAGAGCGCCCAGAGAUGCGACCUGUCCAAUCGUACACUGGGGCGCCCGACCAAAUGAUGCCAAUGCCCAUGGUGGGUAAGAAUGCUGCGAUGAGCGUCACAUUGAUCAGACGAGACCCAACAUCUGGAGCGCAGUGGAAUGUGGGCACAAUCCGCAUAGGUCAUCGCAGGCACCAUUUAGCACCUCUCGAAGCGGUUGAGGUGACGCUGAAGGCGCCUGGCUACAGCAAGUUCGCAGGCACUCCUGACAGUGCUUCACCGCCCGGUCGGCUCACUGACAUGGGCGACACAAACCAUUCUCCAAUAGGUGGUAGGGGCUUCACACGUACUUUGGGAUUUCGGAUCCUGCCAGAUGAGCAACGCACGAGCCUAAAAGAUGUGCGGACGAAGUCCAAUGACUUUACGCCACGUCCGCGUGGUUUCUCGAACCCUAAGAAGCCUCGACAAGUAUACUCAUUCUCUUCACCGUGGCAGGGAAUGUGCAUCUUCAGCAAUGGUGUUGACGGCAAGAGUCUGAAAGUCCGGCACUCCGUUGCAGCCCAUCGGUCGACCGAAGCAGAGCAAGGCAACGGCGUCGCAGAGCUUAGGCUGAAUUUGCCGUGGUCUGUUCUCAAGAUGAAAGAUGUAAAUCGUCAGACUGAGCCAGAGCCGGACAAGCUUCCAAUCUCCCAGUUGAUCGGGCCGACGAAGAAGGAGAGAUUCAGAAGAAGCAUGCAGACCUUUAGAAGCGAGUCAAAAGAACUCCUACGCAGCCUACGCGACGACAAGUCGCCUUCGGAAGAGACACCGCCUUCGCUACCACCUCGAGCAUCAACACAAGAGCCUAUACAGGAUGACUACCGCUUGAGUCUUCGCUUGGGGCGUGAGAAGGCUGGAGGAGGCUUCAAGGGUGACAGUGCGAAGCUGGGCAAGCUGAUAUUGGAGGAUGAAGGGUUGAAGAUGGGCGAUUUGGUUGUGGCAUGUUGCAUGGGCGUUUUCUGGCAACAUCACGAAGGAUCUUGA